Molecule: messenger RNA, 1538 nt
Organism: Clupea harengus (Atlantic herring)
Lineage: Eukaryota; Metazoa; Chordata; Actinopteri; Clupeiformes; Clupeidae
Product: hereditary hemochromatosis protein homolog
Biological process (GO): immune response
Cellular component (GO): external side of plasma membrane
Source: RefSeq, a predicted model, not a curated record
GGCUGUUGGAAGACACUGCGGGAGGAGAGGCAGAAAGUGAAGACGGAGACGACACAACUUUGCGCACUACUUCUAUUACCGCCCAAGCUUGGUUUCAAGUGGACUCGGGCCGGAAGACAGAGAAGAACGGCAAGUGAAUAUGAAGAUGACAGGAAUUUGCCUUGUUCUAUAUAUUGUGUCUGUUUCGUACUCGAUGUGCAGCCCAGGCAGAGGAUCCCAUUCAUUGCUCUACUUCUCCACGUACAUCAAAGGGGACACGCCUUUUCCCGAGUUCAGCGCAGUGCUGAUGCUGGAUGAUAUUCCACUUGCUUACUAUUCUUUAAAUGAACAAAAACUUCUCCCAAGAGGACCUAUGAAUGAAGAGGACAUGUUCCAUGUCGCUGACCAGAAAUAUGCCAAGUUGGUGUUUACCUCUAUGCACAAGUCCUUCAGAGCUCAAGCACAAAUAUUUAUUAAACAUUACAAUAACACAUAUGGUAUUCCCUCUCUCCAGAGUAUAUUUGGUUGUAAUUUACUGGACCAUAGUGCACCUGGGAGGAUAAUAUACACAGAGUCUUUCAAUGGAGAAAAUGGAGAUGAGACACUUCUAAGUAUUUCUGACAAGAUCUUUCUUCAGUCGAUGCACUGGAGGUCGACACUCCUCGAAGUUUUGGACCCUUUCUGCAUUAAAGCACUUCAGAAACUUCUUAAGAUCAACAGAAAACAUGUAAUGAGAAAAGUCAAACCCAGAGUCAGGCUCUUCCAGAAGGCCCACCCAGACUCUGGUGGGAUGAAAGUAACUUGUCUGGCCACUGGGUUUUACCCCCGUCACAUCAACAUGACCCUGUUCAGAGAUGGCCAGCCUUUGGAUAGCCACCAGAUCACUGGAGGGGAACUGCUACCUAACGGAGAUGGAACCUACCAGAUGAGGAAGAGCCUGGAGGUCAGCACAGAUGAUCUAAAGGAGAACUACCAGUACACGUGUAAGGCUGAGCAUCUCAGCCUGGACAACAAGUUGGACAUACCUUUGGAUUAUGAACCUUAUCCAGACCAGAAAUAUGUUGUGGCAGUGGUGGUGAUAGCACUGGUUUGUGUAACUGAUAUCAUCAUCGGCUUCUGCAGGACAAGAUGCAUGGCCAACAACAGAGGCUUGAGGAUCCACCAGGGAAGGAAGAAGGAUAUGAGUACCCCUGCUACAGCGGAAGGAGGACCUGACACACCUGCACAGAAUGGUGAUGAGAAGAGGGAGAAUGAAGAGGAAGAAGAAAAAGGUGAAGAGGAAAGAAGUCCUCCUUGAGUUGCUGAGCUGGUACCGAGAGGAGCAUGGGAGUCUCUACCAUGCCAUGCCAUCCUCAGCAAGACUGCACACAUCCAUGGGUUACUGCAGUGUUGAAAGGGAAGAACUAGAACACACAGUUCUACCUCUGGCUGAGACACACUGACAGGGAGGGCCCCUGACAAACGGCCCAAAUGUUCUCUCCUGUCAGGAAGGACGCGACUUGUUAGCUGAAGCGAAGAGACAUGUUUAUAUUACAGGUACUCCUAGUUUCCAAUAGUGU